Messenger RNA from Micropterus salmoides (largemouth bass), 1872 nucleotides. RefSeq names its product chymotrypsin-like elastase family member 3B. Gene Ontology annotation, molecular function: serine-type endopeptidase activity. The record is from RefSeq and is a predicted model, not a curated record. NCBI's taxonomy places the organism in Eukaryota, Metazoa, Chordata, Actinopteri, Centrarchiformes, Centrarchidae. The transcript is spliced from 8 exons. Gene Ontology annotation, biological process: proteolysis. Bases 89 to 898 code for a protein of 269 amino acids.
UAAUCUGCGUUUGAGUCGACAGACAGACUGAGGAGGUAUAAGAGAGCCGACCUGAGCUGAGAGAGUGUAUCUACAGAUACAGGACACCAUGAUGAAGACACUGGUCCUACUGCUCAUUCACUUAGCAUAUGUUUUUGGAUGUGGUACACCUGCUGUCAAGCCUUAUACCAAUAGGGUGGUGAAUGGAGAGGAUGCUCGCCCCCACAGCUGGCCUUGGCAGAUCUCCCUGCAGGUGAAGCACGGCAGCCGUUUCCAUCACACGUGUGGAGGGACUCUGAUUGGACCUCGUUGGGUGCUGACUGCUGGACACUGCAUCUGGCCAGGAGAUGUGUACCGUGUUGUCUUGGGAGAGCAUAACAUGAACCAGGAAGAGGGCACUGAACAGAUCAGAGAGGUUCUGCGUAUCGUUGUCCAUCCCAAGUGGGACAUCAACUUUGUGGCUCAAGGCAAUGAUCUUGCCCUGCUGAAACUGGAUAAGAGCCCCAUUAUGAAUGACAGCGUUGGCGUGGCUUGUCUUCCUCAGGCCGGAGAGAUCCCUACCCAGGGGACACAGUGUUACAUCUCUGGCUGGGGCAACCUUUACACACAUGGCCCUAUGCCUGAUAAGCUGCAGCAGGCCUUGCUGCCUGUGGUGGAGCACAGUGUGUGCAGUCGCAGUGACUGGUGGGGCAUCAACGUCAAGAGCACGAUGAUCUGUGCAGGAGGAGACGUCGUAUCUGGUUGCAAUGGAGACUCUGGAGGUCCUCUAAACUGUUUGGGUCAGGAUGGUAGGUGGUACGUCCAGGGUGUAACCAGCUUUGUUUCCUCUCGUGUCUGCAAUGAAGUUAAGAAACCCACCGUCUUCACCCGCACCUCUGCCUUCACCGAGUGGCUCAGUGAAGUCAUGCUGCGUUACUGAGGUUCACCUGGACACCAACUGAUCAACUCCAAAAAAAUGAUGCGGUCCCAAAUCCCAAUAUUUUCUCUGUUCGUUUCAAAUCAGGGUCAGGCACGGAACAUUAUGUCUGUCAUCACUGAAAAACAUGAGAAAAUAAAAAGAGAGAAUAUAUUGAAAUAGUUUUCAUACAGUACAAUUAAGGUCUGUCAAUUCUACAACUACUACUAAGUGUUUAUAACAAAGCAUCACAACAGCAAGAACCAAACACAAUCUGCAUAUUUCAUGUCUUAAAAACAGAGUGAAGAAAGUGUAGAUUCACCCACUCUGUGAAAAUGCAUAGAGCAACUUCAUAUUUCAUCCCCCCACACCCUCAUUUUGUGAUAAGAAGAAUGAGGAAUGGCUGCCCAUCAGAGUGUGUGGAGGACUUAUGAAUCAGUGUUUCCUAUUAAUCAUCACCAAGGUCGGCCAGGUGUCGGAGCCGAUGGACACACUGUCUGAUACGCCCAGGUGGGAGCUGAGCUGGAGAGCAGAUAAACAGCAGCAAUAGGUUACCUUGAUGCACGACCUGCUGCUGCGUCAGAUACCAGUUGCAUUUUAAGACACUUUUGACAAAUAUACAUCCCAUUUUUGACAACAGACUUUGCUAUAUAUAGCAUGAUAGAAUGUGAUAAUACACAAGGUACAUACAUUAACACAUUCACAACUUGUUUGAAUCUAUCAUGUUUGAAAGGCUUUACAUUUACAUUUCGAGUGAUCAAUGAAACAAAAGCAGACAUAUCACAAUGUACUCAUCAGAUCUUUUCCUUAUGUAAAAGCAGCAAUACCACAGUGUAGAAAUAAAAAAGUAUCAGAUAUCAAAAUAUGCUUAUUAAUAUAAUACCAUGUUCGUCUCCUUAAUGUUGCAGCUUGUAAAGGUAGGGCUAAUAUUAAUUACAUUAUGUACUGUUGCUUGUGUUUUUCCCCCCAGGGCUCAAUAAAUGUAUUUGUUAAUUAUA